Corylus avellana is the source of this 759-nucleotide messenger RNA. RefSeq names its product protein C2-DOMAIN ABA-RELATED 1. The record is from RefSeq and is a predicted model, not a curated record. Lineage: Eukaryota; Viridiplantae; Streptophyta; Magnoliopsida; Fagales; Betulaceae.
UGAAGAAAAAGGUGAACAAACCUUUCUCAUUUGUCUGAACUCUGAAAUGGAGAACUGGAUCGGUUUGCUUAAAAUUCAUGUCCAGAAAGGGGUGAACCUUGCAGUCAGGGAUGUCAUAAAGAGAAGCAGUGACCCUUAUGUUAUUUUCCAUAUGGGCACCCAGAGGGUGAAGACCAGUGUAGUGAGGAGGAGCAUCAAUCCAGUGUGGAACGAAGAGCUGACUCUUUCUAUUACAGAUCCGAGUGUUCCAAUCAAGCUUCUUGUGUACGACAAAGAUACAUUUAGCCCAGAUGAUAAAAUGGGGGAUGCUGAGUUUGAGAUUGGUCCAUUUGUUGAGGCCUUAAAGCAGCGCCGGUCGGAAGGCCUUGAAAAUGGACACAUUUUCAAGACAGUGAAAGCCGACAGGCAGAAUUGUCUGGCCGAAGAGAGUCACAUUAUCUGGAAGGACAACAGAGUUGUUCAGAAUAUGGUUCUUAGACUGAGAAAUGUGGAGCGUGGAGAGGUGGAGCUCCAGUUGCAGUGGAGACACAUUUCUGGUUCUCGGGGUUUUUAGAUUAUAUCUGCUCUAAACGACUGUCGUAAUAGGUAUUUGUAUUAUGUUUUAGGAUGGGACAAUGAUAUUGCUCUAUGUAGAUGCAUGGAUGUCAAUGGUGUGUGACAUUAUAUUGCUCUAUGUAGAUGCAUGGAUGUCAAUGGUGUGUGACAUUAUAUUGCUCUAUGGAUGUCAAUGGUGUGUGACAUUAUAUUGCUCUAUGUAGA